Molecule: messenger RNA, 1408 nt
Organism: Zerene cesonia (dogface butterfly)
Lineage: Eukaryota; Metazoa; Arthropoda; Insecta; Lepidoptera; Pieridae
Product: tRNA-dihydrouridine(20a/20b) synthase [NAD(P)+]-like
Exons: 2
Coding region: 88-1263 (391 amino acids)
Biological process (GO): tRNA processing
Molecular function (GO): flavin adenine dinucleotide binding; tRNA dihydrouridine synthase activity
Source: RefSeq, a predicted model, not a curated record
AUGUGGUCUAGAUAUUAUUAUUUUUUUUAAAUAUAAGCAUUUAGUAUAUAAUAAAUCAAUACAACAGUGAUACUUGUAUAUUAUAAAAUGAAGGAUAAAACUAAUAUUUUAGAACUAUUUGCUUGUGCAAAAAAUAGGGAAACUUACCUUAAAGUUUGUGCCCCAAUGGUUAGGUAUAGUAAAGUGCAAUUUAGAAACCUCGUAAAAAUGUACGACGUCGAUUUAACUUUUACCCCAAUGAUUUUGGCAAACUCUUUUUGUCAAAAUUCAAAGGCAAGAUCUAAUGAAUUUGUAACUACAUUUGAUGAUACUCCAUUGAUAGUGCAAUUUGCGGCCAAUAAUGUCAACGAUUUCGUAGAUGCUUCUAAAUUAGUUUAUCAAUAUGCAGAUGGUGUUGAUUUGAACUGUGGUUGUCCUCAAAGAUGGGCUAUAAAAGAUGGAUAUGGCAGUUCAUUACUAUCUAAGCCGGAAAUAAUUCACGACCUAGUAAGAUGUGUCAAGAAUAGUCUUCCACAUGACUUUACCGUUUCUGUUAAAAUUAGGAUAAUGAGUGAAUUAAAAAAAACAAUAACGAUGUGCCAACAAAUGGAGAAAUGUGGAGUAGAUUUUCUCACUGUUCAUGGUCGGACUCCCACUCAGAAAAACAGUGAGCCUAUUCAUGUAGAGUCUAUGAAAACUGUUUUGAGCACCCUUAGCAUACCAAUAAUAGCUAAUGGUGGAGUUAAAACAUUGGAUGAAGCUGAACAAUUGUACGAAGUUCUUAAAUGUGAUGGAGUUAUGUCGGCUAGUGGUAUCCUUAGUAAUCCGGCAAUGUUUAGUGGAGAAACAAUUACUCCCAUGAGUUGCAUAAGGGCUUGGAUGAAUUUGAAGAAUAUAAGUGGGGAUAGAAUAAGCUUUCAAUGUUACCAUCAUCAUUUAGUUUUUAUGCUAGAAAAAUUACUAAGCAAAAAACAAAAACAAGUUUUUAACUACCUCAGUACUUUCAAGGAUGUUGAUGAUUAUAUAUUGACUCAUAUACUUGAUAGUGAUAUUAUAGAAAAUAAACAUGCAAUUGGUAACUUUAUCUCUUGUGAUUUUGAUGAGAGUAUCACAAGUAAGCAUGGAAAGAAAUGUAGGGGUUGUGGGAUGAGUGUAUGUUAUUGUUCAUGUAUUAAUAAUUAUGACUAUGAAUCUAGGGAUGGUAAUUUUUUUAGUUCUUAUGUUAAUACAAAUGAUGAUGUGGACUAUAUGGAUAGUAAUAUAUUUGAAGAAAAAAUAUUAUAGCUAUUUAACAUGUUGUAUACUUUUUAUUUUAUUUUUACCUUCCUUCAUAUAAUUUUGGUAAUGUACAUAUGUAACCUAUAGAAACACAUUCAACACUUCUGACAAUGAAGAAACUGUCCACCAACAAGCGCAUCCUCAGAUUAUG